This is a messenger RNA of Amphibalanus amphitrite, 648 nucleotides long. RefSeq lists its product as uncharacterized. NCBI's taxonomy places the organism in Eukaryota, Metazoa, Arthropoda, Thecostraca, Balanomorpha, Balanidae. Bases 69 to 509 code for a protein of 146 amino acids. The record is from RefSeq and is a predicted model, not a curated record. The transcript has 3 exons.
UUCCUAACAAGUUAUGUUUGUCUUUCUUCAAGAUACAAGAUUCUUGUUUUUUAUCGUGUUUGAAAACCAUGAAGUCAAUAAAAUGCAACAUAAAUUUUAAAAUAAAAUGCUGCGAUCAUAUUAGUCUGCACAACCUCUACCGUUUUCACAAUCAGCUGUUCACUCAAUCCUCUACAUCGUGGCGCGCUUUGGGCUCCGCUCAGUUGCUCUUUAUCAAUAAAUCUUCAGGUUAUUUGUUGGUUGCUUUCUCAAAUUUACUCAAAACAAUGCAGGGACUCUCAGCCGCCAGUCUGAAGAGGCAUCCAGCGUUGAUGCCGCUGUUCGCCGCCCUCGGGUUCGGUGUCGGCCUGUCGGCCUUCUACACACUGCGGCUGGCCACCCGCAACCCGGACGUCACGUGGCGGCGCUCCACCAACCCCGAGCCCUGGGAGGAGUUCCGGACCGCCCAGUACAAGUUCAUGAACACGGCGAACCACGACUACAGCAAGAGCCCGGCACCCAAGUUCUGAGCCGGCGACUGUGAACUGCGGACGGGUAGACGUGCUGAAUUGAACCUGUGUGAACUGGAAGCGGGGCGGGAGACCGGGCCGGGCGCAUAGCGCCGCGUGGAUCGGUCGAUGAGAGACAAUAUACGGUGUAUGUAACAUA